Phycomyces blakesleeanus NRRL 1555(-) is the source of this 264-nucleotide messenger RNA. RefSeq lists its product as hypothetical. The transcript has 2 exons. Lineage: Eukaryota; Fungi; Mucoromycota; Mucoromycetes; Mucorales; Phycomycetaceae. The record is from RefSeq and is a predicted model, not a curated record. Bases 1 to 264 code for a protein of 87 amino acids.
AUGCAAUUAGCAGACAACAAUUGUGACAUGUUUGGUGAUGAUCUUGAGAUGGUGGCAAUCGGCAGAGAAAAAGUGAAAACCGGGGUAUCGGGAGCAAGAUUUCCCAAGAAACCUGGGAGGACCACUCUUGUCCCUCGAGACACGUCACUCGGUCGACUCACCGUCGACGUCAACGCCCACAAGUCCGGUACUGCCCGUCAUGGCUCACCACCGGACCAAACCACCAAAGGAAUGCACCGUCCGGUAUCCCUCACCAGAAAUUAG